Messenger RNA from Salvelinus sp. IW2-2015, 7020 nucleotides. NCBI's taxonomy places the organism in Eukaryota, Metazoa, Chordata, Actinopteri, Salmoniformes, Salmonidae. The record is from RefSeq and is a predicted model, not a curated record.
CGUGCGUGUGUGCGUGAAUGAAUGUGCGCAUGUGUGUGCAUGUGUAUGCAAGUGUGUGUGUAUGUGUGUGGUGUAAGGACAAAUUGCAAUCACCACAAUGUGCAACAUUGUAUCACUCCAAAAGGUCUGGAUCUUCUUCAGGGAUGCUAUCUCAUAUCAGCAGACAGACAAUGGAAUGUCUAGCUAUGAAUCAUCUCUACAUGAAAUGACUUUGAUUUUGCUGCUCUUGAAGUUGUCUCUGAUACAAACGCUCUGCUGAACUGAACACUGGAUUUUCCCAUUUAGGUUGUUACAGAUGUAGGAUUUUAAUUUGAUCACCCUGUUGCAGGAAAUGUAAAACUUGUAGUGUAUUUGAGGUUUAAAAAGGUUUCUGAAGUUUGUAAUUUCCCGCUUUGAAAUGUUAGAUUUGUCCAUUCAUUGUAAUCCACAUAAUAAUUUACAUUUCUGGUUGCUGCAGGGUUAUUUUCUUGAUGUAGCAAACUGGCUCAAAUUAAGAACCUACAUCUUUACUUUUAUUCAUAGACUUUGGGUUGGGACAUAGGUAGCCUAAAACAGAAUAAGCUGAGUAGGUUUGAUACUACUGCAAUGAUGUUUCAUGUUUUUUGUGUUAUGAAUGUUUUGUUUUGGGUUUUGAGUCGAGGCUGAGCCUUGAAUUAUGUAAUCUUGAUUGGAAUAAUUUUGAGAAGAAUAAUUGAUUAACUUUAAUGUAUGGCGCAAAAAAUAAAGUUGAACUUUUGAGUUGUUGCCACGUCAUCAGGUUCGUCAUGUUUUGAUUUGUUAUCGUUGAGUGUAAAUUAUGUAAACCUAUUGUUGAGUAUUAUUUGAAAUAGACUAGAAAUUUUCUUCUAAAACGUGUAUAAAAACCAUAAAAGCCGACCCCCGCCCAAAAAUUGUCUGGAAGAAAUGUAGRCUAUGCUGCCUUUACUACCCCGCAGAGACCUUGGGCCGUGACGUCGCGAUUACCCAAACUUUCGGAAAAUUCUUCAGGAGAAAAACAACCAAGGAAUGUUCCAACUCCUGCCUUUUUAUUCCGCAACUUGUCGUCGAAAUGAGAAUAUAUUUAUCACGCUGUACAGAAUCUUUAGGAGUGCUCUUGUUAAUCUUUGCAAUAGUCUUUGUGAAUAGCUGCGACUGUGUGAAUGAUGACGAUGUGGUGUUGGAGAAAAAAGAUCUUUCCGAACUCUACAACAAGGGUCUGUUCAUCAUGGAGAGUACCCAGCUGAAGCGCUGCAUCUCCUCCUCCUCUUCUAACCUGGUCCUGGAGAGCUGUGAGAGGCCCACCCGCCAUAUGCUGUGGAAGUGGGUGUCUCGCCACCGCCUCUUCAAUCUGGGUAGCAGCCUCUGUCUGGGCCUGAACAUCAGCGACUCCACCCAGCCCCUGGGCACCUUCGAGUGUGACUCACCCCUCCGGACCCUGUGGUGGAGGUGCAAUGGGAAUACGUUGUACGGGGCGUCCCAGUUGAAGCUGUCCGUGGCUGGACGCCUGGUGGUGGUCAAGAGGGCCAGUUAUCAUCAGUGGCGGAGGUACUCUACACCGGGGGAGGGGCCAUGUGCCUAUCCUUAUGAGGAGAUCCACACACUGCUGGGUAAUGCCCACGGCAUGCCUUGUGCCCUGCCGUUCAAWUACAACAACAAGUGGUACUCGGAGUGCACGGCAGAGGGGCGCGAGGACCACCAUCGCUGGUGUGCCACCACCAGUCGAUACGACCAGGAUGAGAAAUGGGGCUUCUGUCCCAGUCAAGAGUUGGGCUGCGAUACGUUCUGGGACUCGAACCAGGAGAGCCGUGCGUGUUACCAGUUCAACCUGUACACCAUCCUGACGUGGAGCCAGGCCUACUCCUCCUGCCUGGCCCAGGGAGGAAGUCUACUCAGCAUCACUGACCACACUGAACAGAUGUACAUCAGAGAGCGGUUGGCUGACGUGGGGGUGAUGGUGUGGAUCGGACUGAACCAUCUGAGUGAGAGAACAGGGUGGCAGUGGUCUGAUGGAGCUCCUCUGGCCUUGGUCAACUUCACCUCAGGCCUAUCAUCCAGCCCUCUGCAGGACAACAGACAGUGUGGAGUGUAUAACUCGGGGGGGCACCAGUGGCAGAGUCUGUCCUGUGAGUCUGCUCUACCCUACAUCUGUAAGAAGACCCCCAAUGACACCAGGAGAGCUGAGCCACUAGAUAACUGGCAGUACUACCGCACGGUGUGUUCCGAGGGCUGGCUGGCCCACAACCGUUACUGCUACAAAGCCCUGGCAGAGGCUGAGGCAGGGAGCUGGGAGGACUCCUCCACUGCCUGUAACUCCAUAGGGGCCAACCUCACCAGCCUACACUCGCUAUCUGAUGUAGAACUGCUGCUGGGCCUGCUGGCUAACGUCUCAGGGUCUGGCUCAGAGGUGUGGAUCGGCCUGAUAAAGAAGCUUAUCGUCCUCAGCUGUGGAGUGGUCAGAACGGCUCCCCAGUCGACCUCACUCUCUGGCACAUGCACCAUCCUACCCAUAGCAACAGUCAGCUCUGUGCCAAAGACUGACAUAACGGAGGGGAACUGGCUGUUGAACCAAUGCGAUGAGAAGCUCCCUGCGGUGUGUAGGAGAGCAGGACUCCCACUGGAGCAUGGGACGAGGGCUGUCCUGAGGUUUGAGCAGGCCUUUCUGAACAGCCUGGUGAGUGAGCUGGGAGCCAACGGUAGCGUAUUUUACUGGACGGCCCUACAGGACCAGGGUAACCAUGGAGAAACAGAGGGUCGUUGGUUCUGGGUGGGCUUGAAUAAGAGAGACCCCCAGUCAGCAGGAGCUUGGGAGUGGUCUGACGGGACCCCCGUGGUGUCCUCCUUCGUAGAGGAUAAGAACGAGGAGGAUGACAGACAUAGCUGUGSCGUGUACAGCGACCUGACCAAYGCCCUCCWGCCACAGCCCUGCGACACCAAGCACGAGUGGAUCUGCAAGGUUCCCAGAGGUAUGGAGCUGAACAAACCCUACUGGUAUAACGACCAGAACGAGCCCUGGGUGUUCUACAGAGGCGCAGAGUAUCUGCUGGCCAGGCAGCCUUUUCCCUGGGAGGGUGUUAACCUGGCCUGUAUGAUGAUGGGCGCCCACUUGCUGUCUGUCCACUCUAAAGAGGAGCUCCGAUUCAUCAGAGAGCGCAUGGGGAAGGUCUGUACACACACACAAGCCGACACGAGUUCACACACGCCAGCCGAGACAUUCACACGCGAGCGCCCUCAUUCCCACACGCGCCUGUACAUUCACAGUUCACACACAAGUGCCCUCACACACUCUCUCUCUCUCUUACACACACAUACAAACACACACGCCGACACAUUCGCACAUUCAUGCCCUCGCGUACAGGAAUACUCUCUCUGGGGUCGAUUGACUGAGUGGAUAGGUGUCCACAGACCUCGUGAGGAAGAGUCAGUUGAUGAUAAAUCCGCUGUGGAUUAUCAGAAUUGGGCAGAAGGAAGCUCCCAUGAUGCCCCAGUGAAACAGAAACAGUGUGUUACCAUGUCUUCUAUCUCAGGUCAGUGGUCGGCGGGUGAGUGUGGCGAUCUCCAUGCUCACGUAUGUAAGCGCCRGACCGUGUCCGUGGUGGAGAUUCCCAGAGAGCCUCACUACAUCGGAGGCUGUCCAGAGAGAUGGCUCUACUUCGGACACAAGUGUCUCCUGCUGCACCUCCCCAACAGUUCUGAGGAGGGGAAGACCUGGAGAGACGCCCAGUCUAUCUGCUCCUCUUUCCAAGGCACGCUGGUCGCCAUCCAAGACGAGAUCGAGCAAGCGUACAUCACCAUGCUGCUCCAGGGCAGUACAGUGGGCGUUUGGAUUGGUCUACGGGAUGAGGACACCAUGAAAUGGACCAAUGGGAAACCUGUCAGCUACACCAACUGGUCCCCUGUAGAACCCAAGAACCCUCUGACGUGUGUGUGUGUGUGUGUGUGUNUGGGCAGUUGGAGUGAUGAGUCCGCUGUGGAUUAUCAGAAUUGGGCAGAAGGAAGCUCCCAUGAUGCCCCAGUGAAACAUAAACAGUGCGUGACCAUGUCCUCUAUCUCAGGUCAGUGGUCGGCGGGUGAGUGUGGCGAUCUCCAUGCUCACGUAUGUAAGCGCCGGACUGUGUCCGUGGUGGAGAUUCCCAGAGAGCCUCACUACAUCGGAGGCUGUCCAGAGAGAUGGCUCUACUUCGGACACAAGGAUGAGUGGCUGAGCGGGCCCCUGGGCGGGGACGAUCCUCUGUGCACGGUGGUCUCCAACAACCACAACUUCCACCUGACAGGGAAGUGGUUCGACGAGAAGUGCACAGAAAGUGGAUAUGGCUUUGUCUGUCAGAGACCCCAAGACACAACUAAACCCCCAUCCCACUCUUACCUCCACCCUCUCCCUGACAAUAUUGAGUACAAGAACCACAGAUACAGGGUUGCCCGUGGCAACAUGAGCUGGUACGAGGCGCUGAAUAUGUGCUUAGAGUCUGAGUCUGAGCUGGUGAGCGUUACCGACCCUUUCCACCAGGCGUUCCUUACUGUCCUUGUCAAUAGAUUGGCAUUCCCCAACUGGAUUGGACUGUAUAGUCAAGACGAUGGGAUCAACUACCAGUGGUCUGAUGGCAGUGACACGGUCUUCACCCACUGGGAUACGGCCGAUGAUGAUGAUUUCAUCCUGGGGGACUGUGUGUACAUGGACGUCACCGGGGGCUGGAGGAGGGCCGACUGUGAGAUGCCGCUCCAGGGAGCCCUGUGCCAUGUCCCACCACCUAAGAGUAAUGCGUUCACCACCUAUGAGGUUGUGUGUCCAUCGACGUGGGUGAGGUUUGGCGCCAGCUGCUACAGCUUUGAGCCCGUGGUCCAGAGACUGACCCUGGAGGAGGCUAGAGAGCACUGCAAACACAAAGCGAACACAUCAGAGGUCCUGACCAUUCAGACAGAGACRGAAAACCGGUUUGUCCUGGAGCAGCUGUGGUCGCAUGGCUUCCCACAUCAAACCGUCUGGCUGGGGAUGUUCUUCAACACUGACACGGGCUCCAUGGCAUUGCUCGAUGGUUCUCCUAUGGACUACUCCAACUGGAACGUCAGGGCCCCCGACCCAAGCCUGCUGACAGCAGACACCUGUGUGUCCACCAGGGUGUCUGAUGGGAUGUGGCUCCUCUCUCAGUGCACUGACAGACUGGGCUUUGUCUGCAAAACGAACUCAGAUAUGAUCCCUGAGGUAGAAGUGGCGCCACUAAAUGGGUUGCACCACGGUAUCGUCCCAGCCGCAGUCCUGGUGGCCAUGCUGAUCUUCGCCGUGCUGGUGGCGGUCCUCUGGUUCGUCUACAAGAGGAACGUGACGCGCUUCCGCAGACUGCCGUCCCUGGGAAACGCGUACUACAGACAUACUAGUUCCCAGGCCACAGACUCCGAUGGAAAUGUUCUCAUCGCAGAUCUGGAAGCUCACUCUGGAGAAUAGGGCUGUGUCCGAAAUGGCACUCGUUCCCCUAUAUAGUGCACUGCUUUGGUCAAAAGUAGUGCACUAUAUAGGGGAUAAGGUGCCUUUUUCAGAUGCACUAUAGGACUUAUUGGAGACAGCAAAAUGGUGGUGUUCUCUAAAGUUGGGUAAAGCAUGGGAAUGGGCCGAACUCUCUGUAUGACUGAACAUUGGUAUGUCUCUGUGGAUUCUGACAUGGACCACAGCAAGGGAACUUAGGGAAUGAUGUCAGAGCCCAAUUAGCUUUAUCCACUUUAAUCCACAGGAGGCUGCUGAGGGGAGAACUGUUCGUAAUAAUGGCAGGAAAUUAGAAAAUGGAAUGGCAUCAGACAUCUGGAAACCAUAAUGUUUGAUUUAUUUGAUACAAUUCAACUCCAGUCAUUACAAAGGAGCCCGUUCUCCCCAAUUCAGAUGCCACCAACCUCCUGUGCUUUAUAAAAGUAGUUGAUGAAUUAGGGACCAAUCGUGUGGCUGAGAGUGAGGGAGUGCAUCUUCAUGUGAAGUAAGUUUUGUCUACAAAGGAUUAGUGCUGUUAUCCCAAGUACUUUGAAAGGUGCUGACAUUCUAAUGUAUGCGUUUGAAAGUCGAUAGAUAUUCUUUGCACUGUAAACUUGCAGUUUCGUUAUUAUGGUACAAUGCCAACUGCUCCCACUAACGCUGGUACCCACUGUAUUUGUGAGUACAAGUCUUUCACACAAUGAAGACUAGUUUUCUGUAAUGCCGUGUACAGGACCCAAAACUAUUUUCUUGUUUAAGAUAACAAUGGCCGCGAUUCAGUUAUUCUUUACAGCAAAGACAAAAGUCAUACUUUUGCAAUACAUUCUGAAGUCGUCUUCUAUGUAUUUUAUAUUUAUGAACAGAAAUAAGACCCCAAAUCAAUUUUUUGAAAUCGAAAAGUGUCAUUAAAGUACGGUGUUUCUUUGUCAGCACUUUAUUGCACAAAACUCCAUUAAUGCAAUACGGAAAGAUGAUGUUUUAGUUUAGAGUUUUUUCUGUUUGUUUAUGUGCAUUCCUGUUGCGUAUUUUCCUACACACAGAACACACACUCACACCCUCACAGUAUUUUUUAAGUAGCUCAUAAGUACAUACAUGAUAUUCGUAAGAGGAAGGGAAGAAAAAGUAAAGAGAAAAAUGCAGGCAUUUAUUUAUGUUUUAUUAUUUAUCGUCACGAGAAAAAUAUUUGUCAUUCACUUCCAUYUUGUUCAUUUGGUCCACACAUCUGUCAAAAUGUAGGAGUGAAGGAACUUUUAUUGAUGAAACAAAAAUGAUGUAACAAAGUGCUGUUAUGUAAAUGGUAGCUCUUUGAGAAUGAAUUCAGUAUUCUAAGUAGACUUAUGUGUGGGUUGUUUGUUAUGAGGUAGUCUUUGCUGUGUUACCAGUUGUAGUUUUUCUAUGUUGGGUACACAGAGUUAUUAGAUAUGAAAUAUGUUGAUGUAGGUUUUUCUGUUGUGUGGAAAGAAAUACAUGCAAGAGGAUGUCACGGAUGCUUGAAAAUGUUUACUGUCUUUUGUUAUUUUUUAUUGAUAAUGGUCAUAACACAUGCUAUGUGCCUUCAGUGUAAAUAAAAUAAAGCUGUAUCCACGUUG